Cotesia glomerata is the source of this 2891-nucleotide messenger RNA. RefSeq names its product pyruvate dehydrogenase phosphatase regulatory subunit, mitochondrial. Gene Ontology annotation, cellular component: cytoplasm; mitochondrion; mitochondrial matrix. The coding region runs from base 66 to 2765 and encodes 899 amino acids. NCBI's taxonomy places the organism in Eukaryota, Metazoa, Arthropoda, Insecta, Hymenoptera, Braconidae. Gene Ontology annotation, molecular function: protein binding; oxidoreductase activity. The transcript has 13 exons. The record is from RefSeq and is a predicted model, not a curated record.
UCCACAUUUCGUGUGUUAUUUCUUAAAGUCACGGAUGACGUCUCAAUCGAAUUAUAGACAUAACAAUGUGGCCAAAAACACCAAGUGCUUUUAAAAAACUCAAAGAUUAUCAUUGGAAAAAGUUGUUGACAAACCAACAAGAGUUGUCAGGAUGGAGAACGAUGGCUAAUGAAUCCAAUGAAACACCAAAAGGACAUAAUUUAUCAUUACCUGAAAGUAAGCAUGUCGUGAUAUGUGGAGGUGGUGUCAUGGGUGCUGCAGUUGCUUAUCACUUAGCAGCUGCGGGAUUAGGACCACAGACUAUUCUUCUUGAAGGGUCCAGAAUUGGUGAAGGGACAACUUGGCAUUCAUCUGGUUUAGUUGGAGCAUUUAAACCAAGUUUAUUUCAAGUCAAGCUAACACAAGACAGUAUUGCUCUGUACAAAGAUCUUGAAGCAAGAGGUCUUUCAACUGGAUGGAAACAAUGUGGGAGCCUGUCAGUUGCCAGAACUAGAGAUAGGAUGACAUCCUUCAGACGUAUGAAAGCUCAAGCUGUAUCUCGUGACAUCGAAUGCGAGCUGAUAACUCCAGCAGAAGCCCAAAAACUUUGUCCUCUACUCCGAGUCGAUGAUUUAGUAGGCGGUAUCUGGAUCCCCGGUGAUGGUGUCGCUGAUCCUUAUCUUACUUGUUUAACUUUAAUCGAAGAAGCUCAGAAAAACGGAGUAGAAAUUUAUGAAAAUUGUCGUGUAACAAAAGUAUUGAGUAACCAAGGAAAAGUGUCCAAAGUUGAAACCACUCGUGGUAGUAUUAAUUGUGAACACUUUGUCAAUUGCGCUGGAUUUUGGGCUAGAAGUAUUGGGAAAUUAAGUGAUCCUUAUGUUAAGGUGCCAUUACAUCCAGUGGAACAUUACUAUCUACACACAAAAAAAAUACCAGGCUUGGAUCCAAUGACUCCAGUGGUACGAGAUCUAGACGGGUCUGUUUAUUUUCGCGAAAACGGAGGAAGAAUACUAGCCGGUGGCUUUGAAUCAAAUGCCAAGCCAGCAUUCGAAGAUGGGAAAAUACCUGAAAAUAUAUCGGAGAGAAUUUUACCCGAAGAUUGGGACCAUUUUCAUGUUCUGUUGGAGGAAAUGCUCCAGCGUAUUCCCUCGAUGGGAGAUGCUGAAUUAGAACGUCUGUGCAAUUGUCCAGAAGCCUUUUCUCCCGACUGUAAAUGGAUCGUCGGUGAAGCUCCGGAACUUCGAAAUUAUUACGUCGCAGCUGGAAUGAAAACCAUCGGAGUUUCGGCAGCUGGUGGGGUAGGACGAGCCACUGCGGAGCUCAUAAUUAAUGGAUCAACCUCCUUUGACAUGUACGAGCUAGAAGUCUCGCGAUUUUUGGGUCUCCAUAAUAAUCGGACUUUUCUACGUGAUCGAGUUAGAGAGGUACCGAGUACGCAUUACGCGCUUCAGUAUCCUCAUCAUGAAUACAAGACUGGUAGAAAUCUCAGGAUGUCGCCGAUCUAUCCUAAAUUAAAAGAAGCUGGUGCUGUUUUUGGUCAAGUCAUGGGAUAUGAACGCCCUAGUUGGUUUGAGCCAGCUUCUGAAGAUGAUUUUGAUCCAAUUGAUGAGUCUCGCAGAUAUAAAAUCGCUUACACAAAUACUUUCGGAAAACCACCAUGGUUUGAUGCUGUUGCUAAUGAAUAUGCUGCAUGCAGAGAAACAAUUGGUUUAAGUGACUAUUCUUCUUUUACCAAAAUUGAUCUAUGGUCAAGUGGUACAGAGGUUGUGGACUUACUCCAAUAUCUGUGUUCAAAUGACGUAGAUGUGCCAAUAGGAGGUAUUAUUCACACUGGAAUGCAGAAUCACUGCGGUGGAUAUGAAAAUGACUGUAGUUUGGCUCGUAUUUCACACAACCAUUACAUGAUGAUUGCACCGACAAUCCAGCAAACGAGGUGUAAGCAUUGGAUAAGACGUCAUCUUCCAGCAGACGGAUCCGUCGCAGUGUCUGAUGUGACAUCAGCAUAUACUGCGAUUUGCAUAAUGGGAUCUGCGACUCGGCAAUUGCUAGCUGAGCUUACUGAUACCGAUCUUAGUCCUAAAAAUUUUCCAUUUUUUACAUUCAAAGAACUUGACGUAGGUCUGGCGACUGGAAUAAGGACGAUGAAUUUGACACAUACUGGAGAGCUUGGAUAUGUCUUGUACAUUCCUAAUGAGUUUGCUCUUCAUGUAUACACGAGAUUGAUUGAAGCUGGCGAAAAAUACAGAAUGAAACAUGCUGGAUAUUAUGCGACGCGUGCUUUGCGUGUGGAAAAAUUUUAUGCAUUUUGGGGUCAAGAUCUAGAUACCUUUACAACUCCAUUAGAAUGUGGACGUGCUUGGCGUGUUAAAUUUGACAAAGACAUAGAUUUUAUUGGAAGGGAUGCAUUGAUGAAACAACGUGACACCGGAGUUGAGCGCAAAUAUGUUCAAUUAUUAUUAAUUGACCACGAUCCGGAUAUCGAUAUCUGGAGUUGGGGAGGCGAACCGAUAUAUAGAAAUGGACAGUACUGUGGAAUGACAACCACUACCGGUUAUGGAUAUACUUUCAAAAGCCAAGUAUGUCUUGGAUUUAUUCAAAAUAUUGACGACAAAGGUCGCACUCAAGUAGUGACCAAUGAGUACGUGUUAUCAGGUGACUACGAAGUUGACGUUGCAGGUAUAAGAUACCGAGCCAAAUGCCACUUACACAGCCCGAACCUGCCAACUAAAUUCCCUGACAAGGAACGUGAUUCUUAUCACGCUACUCGUGAUCAAGUAACUCGGUAAAUAAUUUUCAAAUCUAAAACCUUCCAAAUAUCUGUACAAAUAAAAACUGUAUAUAAAUUAAUAACUAGUUGUUUGACACUUGCAAUUUUAUUCCAAUUAAAAAAAUAAAAUGUUCUUAAAAAACCA